Molecule: messenger RNA, 4821 nt
Organism: Ectocarpus sp. CCAP 1310/34
Lineage: Eukaryota; Phaeophyceae; Ectocarpales; Ectocarpaceae
Source: the annotation of a GenBank genome assembly
AUGCGCCAGUACAGCAACAUUUCGCGCACCGACAGACAGGGAGCAGGGAGAGCAAGGACUCCCUAUCACCAUGCCAUGAGAUCAUCCCGCUGCGUUCUUCUGCUGUUGGCGCUGACGGGUUUGUCCGGGAGUCGCGUUCUCUCGUUGGAGACAGCCGUAGAGAGCGCCCCUCGUGCCAAGGCUGCUCGUGAUUUGCAGGAGGUGCACACAGCGGCAUCAGCAGCACUCGACGCUUCAAGUCAACAGCAAGGUGGAGACGGGCGCCGUGAGCUCGAUGUAGCUGCACGCGUGGCGGCACGGUGGCCGAAGCCUUCAGGACGAAAGCAGCCGGUAGCGACAGCGGCGUUAGACGGGGGCGAGGCCGACGAAGCUUCCAGCGGAGGUUCCUGGGGUUUCGAUAGGAACGCUGGCGGAGAGGGAGGCGGGGACGCCAGGGCCAGAGGAUGGCAAUACGGGGUCAGGAAGCCGCGUCAGUCGGAGGCCGCAACGUUCUUCAACUCGCUCGACGAGAACUCGGACGGUGUUCUGGCCGAGGACGAGAUCAGAGAGUUCGUUGGUUACGUCGGAGGAAGCAGCUUGGAUGAUAACUCGGAGAUCUUAGGAGGCGUGUCUACCGUCAUGGGUCGUCUCGAUACGGACAGCGAAAAGGGCAUCGGCCUCAAGGAGCUCAGCUCUUGGAUUAAUCGCCUGGGACCGAUGUUGACCGUCGAGGAGGCGGCGGACUGGGUGUCUCAUGCUGUCCAGCUGCCCCGAGAAGUCGCCGAAGCCUUCCGGAGCAACUCCAUCUCCGCCUACGACUUCCCCGAGCUCGUCGAGGACAACGGUGCCGGCCUGUACGACCUUGGCAUCAAGAGGAAGUUCAGGAAGCGAAUCGUGAAGGCAAUCGAAGUCAGGCUUCUUGGUCUGGGGGACGAGCCCCCUCUCCCCGUGCUGCACCCGCCCUCCUACCUCGGGGGCGGCAAGGCAAGGAUAGAGUGGUCCGCCGGAGGGGUGGGGGACGCGGGAGACGGUGCCCCGGAUGGGGAAGGUGACUCGCCGGCGGCGGCAGCAGCAGUAGCAGCAGCGUCUGCCGGCGGGCCGGCCGAAAGCGAAAACGAUGAUGGCGCUCCGCGGGAAGAAGACGGAGUUGGCGAUCACUCUUCGGCGAUGCUGCUGCCGCCGCCGCCGCCGCCGCCUGCGGCCUCGUCACUGUCACGUGCGGCCACGUUCCCGGUGCACAAGUACGUCCUGCAGCGGUCUUGCCCUCACAGCUACGCCGCGGCGUCGUUGGAGGCCGGCGCGGGAGGGGGGGCGGCGGCGGAGAAUCAGGGUACCGGCGGCGGAGGGGGGCGGGGGUUCGUGGAGGGCAACGGCGGCGGGGGUGGGUGGGUAACCAUCCACGAGGCGGAUGAUGUCGCGUCCGUCAGCGGCUCUUCGAGUUUCGUGUUUGUCGACUCCGGCCUGUCGCCCGGGAAGACUUACGUGUACAGGGUGCGCGCUUGGAACCUCAUCGGACACAGCGAGGCGCCCACUGCGCACGUCACCACCCCACCGGUCCACUCCCUCUGGACGAAACCGUGGCGGCUCAUCUCGCCCUGGUGGCCAACCGGGAAAAUUUCCGCCGCUUCUUCUAGUUCCGCCGCAUCUCCGGCAGCCUCCGGCCUCCAAGUGCCCGAAGGCAUGGGUGCGCCUUCCUCUGUUGCGAGAACGGCCGGACCUACCGAAGCGGGCUUUGGAGACCGAGGAGGUCUCGGAGGGGCCAAGACGGAGGACGGGGGACAGGCUUCGGGCUGUGGGUGGAGGGACGUUUUCGGGGCGACGUGGUCGGUGCUGUCGUGGGGUGGGUGGGCGGUGAUGGCGGUGGUGAAGGUGCUGCACGCGAUGCUGGCUUUGGCAAUGCUGCAGGCCAACCUGACGCGACUGCGCGCAGCGUACGGCCACGGCGGGACGGGGGCUGCGGUGCGGAGAAACUGGGCGGCGGCCUUGGUGUGGAAGCUCAACCACCUCUGUACCAGCAACACAGUCAUUUCGGCAGUUAUUCGGUCUCUUAACGAGAAGCUGGAGCGAGUGAUCGGACUGCCCCCCGUAACCCCGCCCUCCGCGGGCGGCCAUGGGCUGCGGCGCCAGAGUCGGACGAGAAGCUUCCGUACCGUCGGCGGCGUCGGCGGCGUCGGCGGCGGCGGCGGCGGUGAGACCGGACUCCGCAGGGGCCGUUUCGACUCCCUCCCCGCCGGGUCGGGCAGGGACGAUUUGGGCGGCGGCCGCGGCGGCUUGUCGAGGAUAGACGAGCACGACUACUCCGGCCUGGGAGUCGGGGACUACGGAAGGCGGAGGGACUCGUACUCUUCCCGGCGCUGGAGGGACGGCUACCCGCAGGCAGGGGACGGGAGGAGCCCCCCGUCCACGUCAGGGAGGUCGAGGUUGUCGUGGUCGUCGCCGUCGGUGCUGGCACGACAACGGCAUCAAGAUGCAGAGGCUCGUCGUCGGCAGUCUGACCGCCGACGUCGCGGGCCACCGGCGCGGUGCCACGGUGAGGAGGAGAGCCGCCGGGCGCGGGGGGGGCGCAGCGUUGAGCCUUCCCCGCAGGUGAACAGCUACGGCGUUCGUGGCGGAGCGUACGUCCGGGACGGAGACGGUGGAGGUCCGCAGCCGCAGCCGCAGCCGCAGCCACAGCCGCCGCAGCAGCAGCACGCCAGGAGUAUGAGCAGCAGCAGGCAAGAAGGGGUUCCCCACUCGUCUAACGGCUCUCUCGGGUCGUCGGCCUCCUCUUUGGUCUCCCUGUCCUCGCUGCGGCGGCGACCCCCCCUUUCUCCUCGUGCCCACAGCGGUAUCCACGCCGUUGUCGAUGAUGACGAGAACGAGCCUUGGUAUGGCGAUCGUGCCACGGAACGACCCGGAACCGGAGCCGGCGCGGCUUCCCCUGUAAACCCGCCGCCCGUGGAACGGAAGAGGUGGUUCGGUUCGGGCAAGGGCGUUCCCGCGGGAGGCGGCAGCGUAGGGGAGGGGGCGACAGAUGCGGAUCCCCGGGCGGGGAUGCCUGCUGGGGAGGAGGGCGACGAAGUGGAAAGCUUUGACGGUUAUUGCGAUGAUGCUCAAGAGCUUUCCGAUGGCGGUAUCUCUGACGGGUUUCCGUGGGACGGAGACAGUGCGGAAGACGUGGGCGAGGUCGAAAUGAGGCCAACCCUGGAGAGGAGUGGGUCGUCUCUGGACUUGCGGCGGGCGUUGCCGCACUUCAGGAGCGUCUCGGUGGGCCGCCUUGCGCUGGGGUUGAAGAAGGGAGAGCCGUCUGGCCGGGACGGCUGGCGGAAAGAGUUCCACGCCGCGGAGGCAUGUUUCUUUUGCCGCAAGCGCUUCAAGACCAUCACCAGGCAGAGGCACCACUGUAACAGGUGCCAUCGUGUGUUCUGCGCCAAGCACGGCUACACGGCACACCUCAAGGGCACGGUGUGCACGAUCCCGGGGGUCUGCAUCUGCGACGUUUGCCUCGAGAGUGUGGCCGGUGGUGAGGGCGACGGCGCCAGACACGAAGCGCGAACAACCCAGCGGCGGCUGUUCAAGGCGGGCCUCGAGGGCGGGGCUGCCUCUGUUACGAGCACCGGGAGCGAAGGCGGGAGCUCUGGGAAUGGCAGACGAUUCGGUUGGGGGCGGUCGACAAGCUUCGGCGAGCAGCUCCGGAGGAGGAGAAGAGCCGCCCCCGGCGACCAAUCAGCGAGCGAGAGGAAGGAUGACAACGAGGGGCCGUUUUCGGAAACCGUUACCGGCGCGGGAGACGGCAGCCUCGGCGGCGGCGGUGGUGCAACCGUCCGCGACAACGACCCUCCUCCGAACAGCGGGAGGUAUACGGCAGCCAAGAGGUCGGCGGUGCCGGUGUCGACACCGAGUUCGGAAACGCCCCUGAGAAUAGCCUCCGUUAGAGCGCUCACGGCCAGCCCCUCUGCCGAUGGCAGCAGCCCUGCCGCCGCCGCUGGCGACGGAGGAGGAGAAGGAGGAAGAGGCUCCGCUGAAUCGUUCUCCGUAGACCCGCGGCGUGUCGGCUGGGGCGUGUUCGGGACUAGAAGGAGGAUAACGAGAUAGCGUGGUGGCGAUCGUUUGUCGGCCGUGGUGUCGAGCAGCAGCUAGUCUUGACUCGUGCUUGCCAGUUGGUUUUCGUGGUUGACAAGUGACGGCAGCACUGCACCUCUAACUUGGACUGGGAGGUGGUGGGAAAAUGACGUGUAGUUUUUCGGUCGGUACGAUGAAAGCCGUUUGGGCUUUUGGGUGGAGUUGGUAUUGUAUCCCCUGUGCUUGACCUAGUCUAUGCGUCAUCCAUACGUAGCGAUGUCAGGAGCUUGGUGUACUUGGGGACAAUUGGCGCUAUUUUAUUCGCUUUUUGUACUCUUCGUUUUGUUAUGAGUACGAGAAGGUCUUUGGCUUUGUCGCGCCUCUUCAGUGCCUCCCUUCCCCGCCUUUGGCCGGUGAGCGGCGUCAACCACGGUGUUUCCGAGCGCGGUUCUCAAGUCUCUCGGGGCUUGCAAGGGGGGCGGUGUAUAUACGACGGUGCGUGUCGAUGUUCCCCCUGCGGCCUGUUGCGUGUGGCGUAGACACGGGACUUCGAGGGUAGGCGUGUUGUCGGCCAAAACGGGGUGGGGACCGGUUGAUAUUUUUCGCGAUGUCGGCUUUUUUUGAAUGACCAGUUUUGCGUUAUAGUUGGCCUGUGACAAAUGACAAUGCCCGCGUCAGUCGGACCGGUACGUAAGUUGGAAGGUACAGUACCACUGAACAGAUGCCGGAACGGCUUUCGAUGUGAAAACAACGACGAAAAAAGAAGAUUUGAACAUGCAUGGAUUUGAGGGCACUACCGAU